Messenger RNA from Rhizophagus irregularis DAOM 181602=DAOM 197198, 1437 nucleotides. RefSeq lists its product as uncharacterized. The record is from RefSeq and is a predicted model, not a curated record. Gene Ontology annotation, molecular function: protein binding. NCBI's taxonomy places the organism in Eukaryota, Fungi, Glomeromycota, Glomeromycetes, Glomerales, Glomeraceae.
AUGGAAAAACUUAAUUUAGAUUGUUUCGUAAUAAUUUUUAAUGAAUUACGAGAUAAAAAAUCCUUACAUUCAUGUUUAUUGGUUAAUAAAGAAUGGUGUCAUUUAAUAGUACCAAUUUUAUGGAAGAAUUUUUUUUAUUAUGAAGAAAUUGAAGAAGAUAAAACAAUUUUUUAUAAUACAAUACUUUCUUUAUUAUCAUCAUCAACAAAACAAAUUUUAAAUGAUAAUGAUAUAAAAUUACCUUUAACAAAAUUUUUAAAACCUCCAUUAUUUAAUUAUAUUAGUUUUUGUAAAUUUCCAAAAUAUGAUAUCGUAAAUGGUAUUAUAAGUAUGAUAUUAAAGAAUAAUAAUAAUCAUGAUAAAAGAUAUCUUUUAGAACAAGAAAUUUAUAAAUCAUUUAUUAUUCAAUGUAAAAAUAUUAAAGAAUUAUAUUGGAAAACUUCUCAACCUUUACCAUUAUUUCCUGGAGCUUCAACUUGUUUUUCUCAAUUACAUAAAUUAAAUAUUAAUCUUGAUUAUGUAAAUUCCAAUUCACUUCAAGAGAUGGCAAAAUAUUGUAAAAGUUUAAAUGAAUUAUCUGUUAGAAAUCCUAAAGAUUCCACAGGAUUAAUUUCUUUAAUUGAUGCACAAAAAAAUUUAAAAGAAAUAUUUCUUUAUUCUAUUAAAUUUAGGGAAAGAACUUAUGAAAAAUUAAGUAAUACAUUAUCGAGAAAAGUUAAUCUUCUUAAAUUAGAAUUAUCUAAUAUUAUUAUUAUACCACCUUCAUUCUUAAAAUCAUUAAUUAAUUUAACAACUAUUUAUAUAUUUUUUAAUGAAGUUGAUGAACAAGAUGAUGAUAUUAAAAAAAUUAAAGAAUUUCAAAGAUGUCUCGCAAUUUCAGAAUUUCCAAAUCUUCAAUUUCUUAGUAUUUAUUGGUUAUUAAGUUUUAAAGAAUUGGCGAAAUUAAUUGAAAAAACAAAUGAAAAUCUUUUACAUCUUGAUAUUUAUAAUACUCAUAGAAAUGUUAAAAAUACUGGAAUGUUAAUUAUAUCAAUUGCAAAUAAUUGUCCAAAGAUUAAAACUUUACGUACUUAUAUUGAACCUAAAGAUUUUAUUUAUGUAAAAUCAUUAUUAUUAAAUUGUAAAUAUUUAGAAGUAGUAAAAUUUGAUAGUUUAUACGCUUUUAUUAAUUUAAAUGAUAAUAUAUUAGGUGAUGAAUUAUUGAAUAUUUUGGCUGAAUUUUCUCCAAAAUUUUUAACUAAUAUAACAAUUAGUGCAAUUUGGAAAUAUUCUAUUGAUGGUUUUAUACGACUUUUUGAAAGUUAUAAAGAACGUAAUUUACGACAUUUUAAUUUAUGUAAAAAUUAUGAUUAUGAUAUAACUGAGGAUCAUAAAGUAAUUAUUAAAAAAUAUAUUGAUGAAGGUAUUAUAAGAAAUUCAACUUGUACUUUUUAUUAA